AAAGUAUGGAAAUGGCUGUUUCCAGCUGGCCCUUUUUACAAAGCUGGGUUUCAUUUUAUUGUUGUAGAUUUGAGAGGUCUCUUUAGAGGUCAGAAGAUGAAGUCAUUACGCUUUCAGAAUUCCUCUCUCGCAGGAAAUUAAAAUCAUUUUAAGACCAUUAUCACCACUUAUUGAAACCUACAAAAACAUUUUGGUAGUGUUUGUCCUUUUAGUUUUUAUUGCUCCUGACCUUCUCUAUUAUUAUUACACCAUAUAAAUACUGACAAAUCAAAAAUCAGGCUUCAUCAGCCUCCAUUACUGAAUGAAACGGCUGAUCCGUGAUCAAUAUACGGGAGGUUGUACACACUACUUGAAUAUUUCACAUGCCGUUUUAAUGAGUAAAACUGCUAAAGCAGACACAUCGUUGUAACUGCAUUGACUCAACAACAGAAAAUAGAUGUCUUAGUCAUGUAAAAAUGACGCCCACCACCAAACUCCGAGUCCUCGCCGUCUCCUUGCUCUCCCUUCUUGUUGCCCCUCUCGCCAUUGUUGGGGAGACCUCCCCGUCUCCCCCCCCUCAGUUCAUAGAACGCUCAGGAAGACCUUUCACAGAGCUGCCCAGCACCGACCCCAGCCCCUCCCUCCUGCUCCUCGCCAUCCAGACAAAUGUUAGGCCAGCCGCUCUCCGAAGCAGGACCAGAACCCCCGAGAAGCUCCCGGAAGCGCCAGAGGGAGUUCUGGAAGCGCCGCCGAGGCCCUUACCCCAAGUCAUGUUCCCCAAGAAUGUAACCUCAUCGGAGGCGCUCGCUCCCCCCUUAGGUGCGGCGCAGGUGGCGCCCAUCAGACCCCAGAAGAUUGAAGUAUGGAUCGACGUGUGCCGGGGUUAUUACGACGUCAUGGGACACUUCGACAGCGCUUUCAACUGCUCCAAAGACACCUUCAUCUACUGCUGUGGAACCUGCCACUAUCGCUUCUGCUGCCCCGAGCCCAGCCGGCAGCUGGAGCAAGACAGCUGCAAAAACUACGACUCUCCAGACUGGGCCAAGCCGCAGACGGACGCCAUGAUCAUACCGGAGGAGUUGGGGCCCGACCCGGGGUUUGAUCCGCUGAAACAGCAGAGCCACAACACAGGAUUUGUGAUUGGUGGCGUGGUGGUCUUCAUGGUGGCCGUCGCCGUGGGCAUCAAGGUCGUCUUCAACAAGGUGCAGCAGGAAGCCAUCCAAAGGGAGCUGAACAUGCCCAGAGCUCUGGUCGACAUGCUGCGGCACCAGUCGAGCCCAGUUCAGCAGGACGAGAGAAACAAUAGCGUGGCUCUGACGGUCGCAGACGGACAAGGGACACUCGGUAGACCUCCGAAAAACCUCUACGCCCCGGGACUGCCCAGCAAGGACAACAGAUUGGGCAAUUUGCAACACAAUUUCAUCCACCCAUCAGGCUCCAGCCCGAAACACACCGCAACCAUCGAACGCACCCCGAGAAUGAACAAUGCUCAGCUGGCAGCUGGAGGCACCCUGCUCUCCAGCAAGCACAAUAACACCAAAUCCCAGCCUUCCUUCCACCACUCCCUGCACAACCUGGCCCAGCUGCCGCCCUCCUACGAGAGCGCCACAAAACCCGAGCUCAAUAGAUAUUCCUCACUGAAACGCCUCGAAAAAGGUCUUGAUGAGUAUUCGUCUGGUUACUGCACCACCAAGCGCCGGCCUCAUACCGCCCAGCCGGCGCUCCAGUCGUCUCAGCACCACCUCCACUGGGGCGGAGACUACACCCUCGGUGGCAGAGGGACGCUCCCCAGACACGCAAUGAGGCCCUGGAUCCCACCGCCGCCUUCUGGCAUGCCCGCUUCGCCCACUCCCAAUCCUUACCCGCUGGAUCCCCCAGAGCCGCAGUACAACGCCAACUACGACACUCUCUCCAAGCCUCCAAGGAAAGUCAAGUCUACUGACCAGCUGCUCAACAUGGGGGAUGUUCCAGGUAACACUGGGACCCUGUCCAGAAUGUCCAAGAACCAACAACACCAGUACUACAAAGCCAUGGCUGCUUCCAAUAAGAACUCCAAUACACAGACCCUGACCAGGAAACCCCAGGAUAGGGAUCGGGAUAGGGAUAGGGAUCGGGACAGGGACAGGGACAGGGACAGGGAUCGGGACAGGGAUCGAGACAGGGACAGGGGGGACAGGCUGCUCAUGUCUCCGGACCAUUUGGAGGAGCGGAUGGGUGGAAUGGGUGUUGUAGAUCCAUACGCCCACACCGGAGGGAUCGUCCCCACGCUGCCCCGCCAGCAGAAGGCUCAGUCCCAGCAGAACGUCUGCGCUACGCCAUCUCUCGACCGGCACCACAUGAUCAAGAUGAACUCUCACCCCACGUCCGGAAGAGAGCAGGAGAGGAAUACGGCCAUGACGGGGCACAUGAGCGGGGGCAUGGGUUGGGCGGGCGAGACGCCUGGGCCCGGGGCAGGAGUAGUCAUGGGAACGGGAACACUCGGGGGUCACAGCGCCAGGAGGAUGGCUUUCGCGGCGAAACGGCAGAACACCAUAGAGCAGCUACAUUUCAUACCGGGAGGAGGCGGUACGGGGUCACAAGGGAGCGCAGGAGGCAGUCAGGGGAUCAGGACGGGGAGUAAAAAUGAAGUGACAGUGUGAGGUCUGUGCCUAAUGUAGAGUUCACUCUCCAUUAAAAGUAUAGGAAUAGUCUCACUUCUGCAUUUAAAGUAUUAGAUUAGAUUAUACAACUGCAUCAUAUAAACCUAUAGAAGUAUCAACUAUUGUAAGAGUAUAAUGUGUUUAGGCUAUUCAAAUUAGUGUUAUCUUGUAACUGAAUAUUUUGACGACUUAUAACAUUUAAAACGUAAGUGAGGAACACCCGUUCCAGUUAUGUGAUAGCCUAUCAGCCAUAUUUUGUACCAGAAUUUGCCAUAUUGCCAUAUACAGCGGUGCCAUUAAUCCUUGAAAGACUGCCUGGGGGGUUGAGACGGAACGGACGGAAGUGUCGUUCAUAAUUUAGUUUUUAUAUGUGUUUUUCAAAAAAAAAAAAAAAAAAGUACUCAGGAGCCAUAUUAGAUAGAGAACCAGACGAUGUAAAAAAAA
Messenger RNA from Salarias fasciatus (jewelled blenny), 3062 nucleotides. RefSeq names its product shisa family member 7a (gene shisa7a). Lineage: Eukaryota; Metazoa; Chordata; Actinopteri; Blenniiformes; Blenniidae. Gene Ontology annotation, biological process: regulation of short-term neuronal synaptic plasticity; regulation of AMPA receptor activity. The record is from RefSeq and is a predicted model, not a curated record. The coding region runs from base 456 to 2618 and encodes 720 amino acids. Gene Ontology annotation, cellular component: AMPA glutamate receptor complex; postsynaptic density; postsynaptic membrane. The transcript has 6 exons.